AUGCUGGAGGAAUCCAAGGCCCUUGUGCACUGUAACAUGAGGCUGGAGCUGGACCAAGCCAAUGAGGUACCUGUGAGGGCAAAUAAGCACAUUCAACCAAAGCUGACCAAGGGAGCUUUUCAAAUAGCUCCCACCUCAGAGAAUAUUAACAAUAUCAGAGGUUCAAAUCACUGUAGCCAGUGUUCCAAGGUGAAUGAAGAGUUAAAUCAGAACCAACUGGAAGUGGCCCCAGAGAUCAUGGAGACCCCUGCCAUUCCUGCUGGAGAAGUGCAUAGCCACCGGCACCACAUCAAGAAGCCAAAGGAGGGCAUCUUCACCAGAGCCAAGCGGACCUCCCCAAACAAUGGCCAGAAGCAGACCUCCAGAUCCACCAACAGCUGCUUCUCCAAGGCCACCCCCAAGGCCCUAGUGGUGGGCAAGGAGCACGAGGCCAAGAGCAGCCUGCUGUUUACCGCCAGCCAGAAGUUCCAGAGUAGUCCAGGGCUCGGCCUGACCACCUUCAGGAACAUGGACGAGGCUUGGUCGGGAAACAGGAUUCCCAUGCCCGAGAGCCACAUAAAAAGUGUCACUGUGCUGGACGGCUUUCAUGACGAAAGCCCAGAGAAGCUGGACCCCAUGGAGCAGGGGCCGGAGGACACAGCAGCCGCAAAAGUGGUGGCCGAGAAGCCAAUCGGGGCCCUACUGAGCCUGGGGUGGAGCCAGUGCUGA
This is a messenger RNA of Rangifer tarandus platyrhynchus (Svalbard reindeer), 708 nucleotides long. NCBI's taxonomy places the organism in Eukaryota, Metazoa, Chordata, Mammalia, Artiodactyla, Cervidae. The record is from the annotation of a GenBank genome assembly.